GCGGCAGACAGAGAGAGAGAGAGAGAGGGGCAUGAAAUUACCGAGCAAGGAGGGGAAAACGCUCAUUCUUUGGAGCUGAGUCACAGUUCAGUGAGAUCCGCACUGCGACGCGGUUUUUCCGCACGUUUUUAAUUGAGCACGAACGGCGCACUUUGAACCAAAGCGGAUGCAAAAUUUAAGUUCUAAAUUGUUUUACUGCAUUUGAUCCCUGUCUGAAAUCUAAAGUAACUAUUUAAAAAUCGUGCAAGGAUGUCGGCGAAAGAUACACUGCCGAGCUCUUCAGCAAAUGAGCAACCAAACGAAGCCAGAAAGAAGCAGAACCCGAUCCAUAAAGUCAAGGGAAUUGAUGCCAUGGGCAUUCUAUGGACUUUUGGGAAAUGUCUCACAGCUUUGUUGCCCGUUUACCUGGCUGGAUAUUACCGAUUGAGCAGCAGUCUGGUGGUGUUUGGACUCGCGCUCUAUUCGGGAUGGAAACACACUCGGGAAGCCAAAGAGGCGAGGCUGAGGUCCGCCAUACAGCUACUGAACGAAGAACAUGAAUUAUCCAGCAGCAUGUACAGCCAAAAAGACCUACCUGCUUGGGUCAAUUUCCCAGAUGUGGAGAAGGUUGACUGGCUUAAUAAGAUCAUCCAGCAAGCAUGGCCCUUUAUUGGUCAGUACUUGGAGAAGUUGCUAACUGAGAGCAUUGCACCAUCCAUCCGAGCAUCCAGUACACAUCUACAGACCCUCAGCUUCACCAAGAUUGACUUUGGUGACAAGGCUAUGAAAGUUGUCGGAGUCAAGGCUCAUACUGAGAAUGAAAAAGGACAAGUACUACUGGAUGUCUACAUCAGCUAUUUGGGCAAUGUAGAGAUAAAUGUGGAGAUAAAAAGGUAUUUCUGUAAAGCUGGAGUGAAAGGGAUACAGCUCAGUGGUAUGAUGAGAGUGAUUUUGGAGCCUUUGAUCGGCAAUGUGCCCAUUGUUGGCGCACUCACGAUGUUUUUCAUCCGUAGGCCUAAACUGGAGAUCAACUGGACUGGUCUAACCAACCUCUUGGACAUUCCAGGACUCAACUUUAAGUCAGACACUAUGAUAAUGGAUGCCAUUGCCUCCUUUCUGGUGCUACCUAAUCGCCUCACCAUUCCAUUAGUGCCAGAUCUGCCAGUGGCUCAGCUUCGCUCCCCUCUGCCCAGGGGUGUGGUCCGUGUUCACCUGUUAGAAGCCGAUACAUUGGCUGCUAAGGAUAACUAUGUGAAGGGUGUGAUGUCAGGUAUGUCAGACCCUUAUGCUUUGAUCAGGGUGGGGCCACAGACCUUCAGAUCCCACCACAAAGACAACACAGACAAUCCAAAAUGGGGUGAAAUAUAUGAGGUAAUUGUUCAUGAAGUACCUGGUCAAGAGUUGGAGGUAGAAGUGUAUGACAAAGAUCCAGACCAGGAUGACUUUCUGGGGAGAACUAAGAUGGAUUUGGGAAUCGUGAGAAAGGCAAAACUUGUUGAUGAGUGGUUCACUUUGAAGGAUGCUCCUUCAGGCCGUGUUCACCUCAGGCUGGAAUGGCUGACGUUGCAGGACAACACUGAUACUCUGGAGGAGGUUCUAAAAAGAAAUGAAAAAGUUCUGAGUAAUGCUGCAGAUCCUCCCUCAUCAGCCAUCUUGACAGUGUAUUUGGAUAAAGCAGAGGCGCUUCCUAUGAUAAAAGGCAAUAAAGAUCCCAGUCCAAUGGUGCAGCUUUCUGUGCAGGACCUAACCCGAGAAAGCAAAACCUGCUGGAACAUGGUUAAUCCUGUGUGGGAAGAUGCCUUCACAUUCUUCAUUCAAGAUCCACACAAACAGGAUAUUGAUAUCCAGGUGAAAGAUAAUGACCGUGUACAGCCCCUGGGCAGCCUGUCCCUUCCUCUCUCUCGCCUUCUGUCUUGUCCUCAGCUUAGCCUGGAUCAGUGGUUUCAGCUGAAUCAUUCUGGCCCAGCCAGUCGUAUUUACAUCAACGCUAUACUCAGGGUGCUCUGGAUUGAUGAAAGCGCUGUAUCCUCCUCCCUUCUCACAAAUGAUCCACUUUCUUCAAGACCACAACAUACCUCCAUUCAUGACAGUUUUGCCACUGAGGGGGUGCUGCGUAUUCACCUGCUGGAGGGACAGAAUUUGAUACCCAAGGACAACUUGAUGGGGGGUAUGGUGAAGGGGAAGAGUGACCCCUACAUCAUCAUUAAUAUUGGGGGCAGCACCUUUAAAAGUCGUGCAAUUAAGGAAAACCUCAACCCCACCUGGAAUGAGAUGUAUGAGGUGGUUUUGACUGAGCUCCCUGGUCAGGACUUGUCAUUAGAAGUAUUUGACAAAGACAUGGACAUGAAGGAUGAUUUCAUGGGCAGAUUAAAGAUCAAACUAAGUGACAUUAUUACAUCCAAACAUAUGGAUAAGUGGUUUACCCUGAGUGACGUGAAACAUGGCCGUGUUCAUCUGGCUCUGGAGUGGCUGCACAGAGUAACCCAGUCUGAUAAACUACAACAGGUGUUGCAUUACCAGUCUAAGAGCUUGUACAUGAACAAGGCAGUACCUGCUGUAGCCCUGUUGUUUGUAUAUGUGGAGGCUGCCUAUGCUGUUCCUUUGAAGAAGAGUGGCAAAGAGCCUAAGGUUGGUGUUGAACUUGUUCUAGGAGGGACCACACACAAAACUACGGUGUGUGAUCGUACCACCUCACCCCAGUGGAAUGAGGCCUUUCAUUUUCUGGUUUAUGACCCCAAGAAGGAGGAACUGACUGUGAAGUUGUCACACUGCUGGGACUUCCCACUUGGCUCUGUGGUGAUUCCUAUCAGAGAGCUUCUUUCCCAACCAAAUCUGCUGCUGGACCAAUGGCUAAAUUUGGAUGGAGCUUCACCUCAGAGUCAGAUACUGCUGAGGGCAGAGCUGAAGAUCCUGUGCCCCAAAGUGACCGAGGAUUCCACAGAGAACAUAGAAGCUGCCGUAGUGAAGACCUCUGCCAAGGAAAGCAAACCAGAGAAAGAGCUAGUUCAAAAGUCAAGUGAACUAUUGGAACCAAUCACUAUAACUUCUCCUGUAAUUGAGCCUGAUGAGAAGGAGAAAGAGAAGGAAAGUGAGAAACUUCCAGAGGACAUCGCCUCAAUUGAUGUUCGACCUCCAUGUACCAGCCCAGAUCCCAACUUUGGCACUGAGGGUGUUCUGCGUAUCCACCUGUUGGAAGCUCAGAAUUUGAUUCCAAAAGACAACCUUAUGGGAGGCAUGGUGAAGGGGAAAAGUGAUCCCUAUGUUAAGAUCACUGUUGGAAAUAGCACCUUUAAGAGUAAAGUCAUUAAGGAGAAUCUCAGUCCCACCUGGAAUGAGAUGUAUGAGCUGGUUUUGGCCUCCCAGUCAGCUUCAGAAGUCUGCAUAGAGGUGUUUGACAAGGACAUUGAUAAAGAUGAUUUUCUAGGAAGGUUUCACAUCAGCUUGAGUGAAAUCAUUCAGGAUCAAUACAUUGACCAGUGGUUUACAUUGGAGGAUGUGAAACAUGGAUCCCUUCAUCUGGUUCUGGAGUGGCUCCCCACAGUAAUAGACCCAGAUGAACUGCAUCAGGCACUGCAGUUACAAUCAAUCUCCUAUGAAAAUAAAGCCUCACCCUCUGCAGCCUUGCUGUUUGUUCUUAUUGAGAAAGCUCAUGCACUGCCAAUCGUGAAAGGUGGGAAGGAGCCUAAAGCUGGAGCAGAGCUAGUAGUCAGUGGAACCGCUUAUAAAACCAAGUUGUGUGAUCGCUCUACCUCUCCUCAUUGGGGUGAGAGUUUCCACUUCCUGAUUCAUGAUCCCAGAGAAGAGAUUCUUAUUAUUAAGCUCUCCAGUGGGUGGGAUCAGCCACUGGGUUCCUUGGUUCUACCAAUAAAAGAGCUUCUGUCACAACAAGAACUUCUGCUGGACCAGUGGCAUAAACUGGAUGGUGCAUCACCUGAAAGUCAAAUCCUACUGAGAGCACAACUCAAGAUUUUGGCAUCAAAGACUAACAGAAAAGUCGAAAAACCUACUGAAAAAAAUCCUGAAAAACAUCCAGAAAAGUCUGUUGAAGAGACUGUUGAAAGGCCUGUGGAAAAAACAACUGGGAAAACUCCUGAAAAGUCUAAUGAACCUGCAGAACAGGCUACAACAAUGUCAACAGAAAAGUCUAUGGGUACAAAUAGUUCUACUGGUGGGCAAAGUGGUGGGAAAACUCCAAUCAGUGCUGACCAGGCGUUGACAGCAGCCAAUAAAGAGUUAAAACAAGAGACUAAGCCAACACCAAGGCUCAAUGAACUUGUGGCUUCUACAGUACCAGUAGCCAUAUCACUUUCUGAAGACACACAGAAACUGGCAGCAGAUAUCACUUCCGACACAGGACAUGAGGCAAAGGAUUUGAGUAAAGCAUCCUCAGUGGAAAGAGACAAUAAGGCUGUGAAACCAAUCACAGAAAGCGAAUCAGCAUUUGCAGCCAAUAAUGAGCAACACUUGGAUAAAGCAGCUGAUCAUUCUCAUGAAAAGGUAUAUCCGACUGUUCCUGCUCCUGAAAAAAAUGCAGAAAUAACACACAUGCUACCCCAAAACACAUGUUCUUACCCAGGCUUUGGUACCCAGGGGGUGCUGCGUAUUCACCUGUUAGAGGCUCAGAAUUUGAUUGCUAUGGACAAUUUGAUGGGUGGUAUGGUGAAAGGAAAGAGUGACCCCUAUGUGAAGAUCACUGUUGGAACCACAACCUACAAAAGUCAGGUGAUCAAAGAGAACCUCAACCCCACCUGGAAUGAGAUGUAUGAGAUGAUUCUGACUCCUGUCCCCAAUCUAGAAGUGAACUUUGAACUUUACGACAAAGAUAUUGACUCUGAUGACUUCCUUGGAAGGUUCAAAAUUAAGCUUGGAGAUAUUAUUAAAUCGCAGUACACCGAUGAGUGGUUUUCUCUAAAUGACGUGAAACAUGGCCGUCUUCAUCUGGUUCUCGAGUGGCUGCCCACAGUAACACAACCAGACAAAUUACAGCAGGUGCUGCAGAUGCAAAAUUCCCACCCAACCCAAAAUAAAUCUGUCCCUUCAGCCGCCCUGCUGUUUGUCCUCAUCGAGAGAGCACAUGAUCUGCCUUUGAAGAAGAGUGGGAAGGAACCUAAAGUUGGAGCUGAACUUGUGCUUGAGGGGACCUCUUACAAAACAAAGGUGUGUGAACGCUCAAGGUCUCCUCAGUGGCACGAAACAUUUAAUUUCUUGGUUCAAGACCCCAACAAAGACAUGCUUGUUAUUAAACUCUCUAGUGGGUGGGAUCAGCCACUGGGUUCCUUGGUUCUACCAAUCAAAGAGCUGCUCUCUCAGCCAGAGCUGAUGCUGGACCAGUGGCUGAGCUUAGAUGGAGGUUUAGCUGAGUCUCAGAUUCUACUAAGGGCAGAACUCAAGAUCCUGAAUUCUAAGAUGGCAGCACUCAUAGCACUUGGUGCUGGUCCUGUAUUAAGCAAUAAGCAGAUGCCCACCACUGGACAGAUCAGAAUUUCUCUAUCCUAUCAGAGGAAACUUACAGUGAUCAUUCAUUCCUGCAGAGGCCUGAUGACAUCAUCAAAAGAAGGGUUAGACACUUAUGUCUCUCUGAUUCUUCUGCCUGAUAAAAGCAAAGCCACGAAGAGAAAGACUGCUGUGAAGAAGAAAGAUCGGAAUCCUGAGUUUAAUGAAAGGUUUGAGUUUGACAUGAGUGUGGAGGAUGCUCGGCAACGAGUGCUCAGUGUGUGUGUAAAGCACAGCUCGUCCUUCAUGAGUCGAGACAAAGACAUCAUUGGUCAGGCAGAAAUUGAUCUGGCACAGAUUGACUUUCUAUCUGGUGUUACAGAAUGGUUUGACUUGAAAGAUCACAACUAGCUGGAUUUUCUGAAUUUUGAGACCUUUCCUCAAAGUUGCCAUACCCACUCUUCAAUUCAACAAUAUACACAGAUGCAUUGCUGUAAUAGUAUUUUCCAUUUCCCCCCUCUUUUUUACUGCAGCUGAUAUCUUUAGGGCACUAGACUUACUGAAAUCAAUGAUGGAAUCAGUAUUACUAAUGGACAUAAUUUCGUUAAAGUUGAGACAAAGGUGAGACAUAAGUGAGCUUCCAGGAAAUGUAAUAUAUCUACAUUGAAUUUACAGUUGUCAAUAUCUACAUAUGCAAUUGGUCAGGGAUGCAAAUUGAUAUAAUGACUGUGUUUGAUUAUGCAAUGAUUAAUGUUUGAGAUGUUAAUAUCAGUUUGCAAUUUUGCCAUACCUGGGAAUUGCCUUUGUACUUGUCUGUUGGUUGUUUCUUGGUCACAUACUUUUAGAACACAUCCUGUGUUUUUUUUGCCAUUGUAAUGAUUGUACCAGUCAUUGUUAUUAGCAAGGACCAGAGUUCAAGUUUUAAAAUGAGAUCUCUCAGUACUGUGUUUAAAAAAAAAAAAAUCAGUAUAUGAUAACACUGCUGGCUAUUGGUUGCAUAAUGGACAAAUUAAAUCACACCAACAUGAUGGCUAUGGAAAAGGGGGAAUGAAAAUGAAAGGGAUAGAAAUCCAUUUGUAAUAUGCAGCUUACACCUUUCUUAUUUUUUAGUAAAUUGAAAUGAUGACUAUUGACAGACACCCAAGCAAAUUUCUGCACACAGAAAAUGUAAAUGGUUGAAGAUUUGCAAACAUAGUAGUAUAAAAUGGCCCAAAAAAGGAUUCAGUGGUCUCCAUUAUAAUUUUGACAGUGCAAGUCUGACCAAUACAAGAGCUCCAUUCCAAUACACUUAUUGUUUCUAUACAGUUGUUGACAACUUCUAUUUGACUUCCUCCUGCCCACUUCAGUCUUUUACUAACCAAAUGAUAUUCCUUCUGAAAUUAUAAAGUUUAUUGAUGGAACUGUUACAAGUGUCCUAAUUUUGUUUUAUGUGAUCAGCUACUCCACCAGUACCUGGCAGACAGUGCUAUUUCAUUCUGAAAGCAGGUAACAAGAAAGAUACAACACUAUUUAGCUAGUUUGCAAAUUUAUAUUAAAACAUAGUUUAAAGUAAAUUGAUUGUACAAAUUUCCAAGGAAAUAUGUUUGUUUAUUGCCAAGGGCAGGGGUGUUUGUAUGUGUCCACUAUACCCCUUGUGCUGCAUAUGCCAACUCCUGCAGUAUAGUUGAAAAGCCAAACUGAGUGAUGAGAGAAAAACUAAAACCAGUAAUGAAAUGAAGAAAGGGCUUUCAUCUGCAUCUGAAAAUAUAUGCAGCACUUCCAAUACAGAGUUCAAAGACUGUUAUCUGACUGAAUUAACGUGCAAUAAUUGCCUUAAUAGUAAUUAGAUUUGUACAAGUAUAGGCUGCGUUCCAAAUUUUGAGGUUGCUUCCCAAAAUACUGCAGUGGUAAGGUCAUGGGGAGCAUGUACCAAAUUGAAAUGAUUUACACUGGAUGAUGAAACAUUUUUGAGAAUUCAGUUAAUAUGAAAAUGCAAAAAUCAAAUUAAAAUGAACAUGGUGUGUUUUGGCCUAUUGUCAUUAGAACGUAUGAUUAUGCUUGCACUCAACCUUGGAUGGCCUUACGUUUAUGUGCUACAAACUGUGCAUAUGUCUUGUUGCUUUUUAAUAUUUUACUUAUUUUUGAGUAUAUACUUUGAGUUUAUAUUAUAUUUGAGUUUAUACUUUGGGUUGAAUGUUUUAAAAUAGUGAAUUUAUCACAUGAAGGAGAUAUGGAGAUAGACAUUUUAACAUUUCAUUAGGACCUACCUGAAUUUGUAUUUUGUAUUUUUUAUUGUAUAUAAUUCUGUUACUGAUGUCAAAAUUGAUCAAUUUCAGACACGAGUGGGUAAAAACUAGGAAAGCAUUUGUAUUUUUCCAACAUAAUUGCUUUUUAGCAAUAGAUUGAGGCAUAUUCACAAAGAAUAUUUAGGCUAAGAGUAGCUCCUUACUGGAUGAGUUUGGGGGAACUCUUUAAAGAAAGGAGCAUGGUAAUCCCAAAGCCUUUUAUUACUAAAAGCAAGCCUUAACCCAACCGAAUUGUAGGAAUUCACAGGACUAUGUCCAAGUCAACAAGCUUUAAAAAGGUAUUGUGGUGGUGUUAUUAUUAUUAUCAUCAUCAUCCCUGGAAAUAAUAGUUUACACAAUUAUCCACUAUUUGGCCACAUGAGAACUGCUAACAUAUAAACUGCAAAUAUUUCAAACGACAUCAAUAUAUAUCAUCAAUAUAUUAUAUCAAAGUACAUCAAACACUGAAUGCCCACUGCUAUUAUCAUCUGCAGCAAUGACUUGGAUUGUUAUCACUGAAUAUGUACAGUUCACACAGAGGAAAACUUACCCAAAUUGCAAUACAAAUAUAAUAAAAUUAACUGAAACUGUCUAUUCCGUAAUACACAGAAACAAAUGUCAAGUUCUUGCAAGAAAUACAUUUUCUUUGAAAUGCUGUCAAACUAUAAAGACAGGGAUAGACUAUGCUAUAGUCAGCUGCACAUGUUCCUCUCAGUAGUUUUGUAAAGAGGUUUUAAGGAAAAAGUUAGAACUCUGUUAUAAGAUUUUUUUUGUGACUAUGAUAUUUUUAGGAGCUACAUAUGUGUUUUGUUUAUCUACCCUUUUUUUUUGUUCUAUGAUGCAAAAUGUGCUUGAAUGUAACUGCUGCAUAAAUGUACAUGAAAAACCAAAACACCAAAGAAUGAAGCACUUCAACAGUUACUAAUAUACCGCAUUUUUCACAGCUAUGCAUUGUUUAGUACUCACUUUGUGCUACCAAAUACUCGUGCCUGAAUAUUACCACAUUAAAAUGCCAAUAAAGCACUCCCUUAUCCACCA
This is a messenger RNA of Neoarius graeffei (lesser salmon catfish), 8714 nucleotides long. RefSeq names its product extended synaptotagmin-like protein 1b (gene esyt1b). The transcript has 52 exons. Lineage: Eukaryota; Metazoa; Chordata; Actinopteri; Siluriformes; Ariidae. Bases 250 to 5823 code for a protein of 1857 amino acids. Gene Ontology annotation, molecular function: lipid binding. Gene Ontology annotation, biological process: lipid transport. The record is from RefSeq and is a predicted model, not a curated record.